AUGGCUGGGGCAGUGAUUCAUAGCAUAUCGUGUAGCCUUCCCCGAAUGUUCCAAAACCUGUCUAUUGCCAGAACUCCAAGUGCCGCCAAUGCCGCUUUCAGGCCCCUCAGCUUUUCCUCCGCCACUUCCUUCAACCCAUUCUCCAAAGGACUGGUCUUGAUGAGCCCUGUUCAAGUGCCACUUCGGCGCUCUAUCGUGUGUGAAGCCUCGCCUAAUAAAAAGGCGGACUCGGCUGCUAAAAGGGCUCGCCAAGCCGAGAAGAGGCGCAUUUACAACAAGGCGCGGAAAUCUGAGAUUAGGACUCGGAUGAAGAAGGUUCUAGAAGCGCUUGAUGUUCUUGGAAAGAAGCCCGAGUCACAACCUGAAGACAUUCUUCCCGUUGAGACACUGAUUGCAGAGGCGUAUUCUGUCAUUGAUAAAGCUGUCAAAGUUGGAACACUUCAUCGGAAUACAGGAGCAAGGAGAAAGUCCCGACUUGCUAGAAGAAAGAAAGCCAUUGAGAUCCAGCGUGGUUGGUAUACACCUGCACCAACUGCAGCUCCGGCUCCCACAGCAUAA
This is a messenger RNA of Fraxinus pennsylvanica, 558 nucleotides long. The record is from the annotation of a GenBank genome assembly. Lineage: Eukaryota; Viridiplantae; Streptophyta; Magnoliopsida; Lamiales; Oleaceae.